This is a messenger RNA of Bactrocera neohumeralis, 7632 nucleotides long. RefSeq names its product roundabout homolog 2. Gene Ontology annotation, molecular function: protein binding. The record is from RefSeq and is a predicted model, not a curated record. Gene Ontology annotation, cellular component: axon; plasma membrane. Bases 1673 to 6586 code for a protein of 1637 amino acids. The transcript is spliced from 12 exons. Lineage: Eukaryota; Metazoa; Arthropoda; Insecta; Diptera; Tephritidae. Gene Ontology annotation, biological process: cell-cell adhesion; axon guidance.
GUUGAGCUUUGGUUAUCGUGCGAAAAGGCCGCAACUACGGUUGUUCGACGUCGUAAAUGUUGGAAUUUUUUUCACGCAAACUGUUGAUGAUAAACCAAUACAGAGUGUGUAAUGAACAGUUGUGUUCGGGAAAGUGUUGAAUUUAUUGAAAUUGUGACGAAAAAUGCUUUUGAUUUUAACUUAAAGCUGUAAAGAUUUUGCUGCAACUAACGGUAGUUCAGUGUGUGUGCUUUAAAUUACUCUUUAGCCGGCAGCGCUGGCCGUUUAAGCGGCUAACUGGCCGAGCAAAGACAGCGCUGUGCGAAUUUUCAAGCGUUGCAGCACUUUAAAAUUGCCAGUGACUUAAAUUCCUGCGUUUGUGUGCGUUGUGACUUUUCCGUUGCCUACAUUUAGGCACUUAACCCAACAACAGCCGCAAUUUAAGCCGCCUCCAACAUCCUGCUGUUGCGGUUAAGCGCUUGUUCCGGUCGCGUUGCUGGCGCUACACCGCCGCGCCGCCCGUCAACGCAUUAAUAUUGCAGUCGUUUGCUGCGUCACGCCGUCACGCCGCCGCCAACAUUUGUUUAUCAUUGACGCCGUUACUCGCUAAUUGCUGUGAUUCGUCGUUGUUGCAGACGCUGCUGCGCCGCUCAAGGCUCGUUAGCCGCUGUCUGGCUUCGCUUGGGUGCUAACUUACACAAAUCCAUUUUGGGUUAAGUGCGACAAUUAAUUUUUGUUGUAAUUAUCGGCGACGUAGUUGGCAGGCGUUAAAACUGUCUAAUUGAAUUGAAUUGUGGACGCAAACGAAUUUGUCGAGCGAGCACUACGUGUUUGUGUGUGUGUGCGGGUGCUCGUGUGCAUUAGUGGUACUUGAAACACUUGUGUGUGCUAACGGCGCUCAAUGUAACGCUUGACUGAAAGUGUAGCGCCUUGAAGUGGGCUAUGUUUUUUUGGAUAUUUGUGGCUUUUCUUGCUGUAAACGGUUUGUUGAGUGAAUUUUUAAAAAUUUUUUUGGAAAAUUGGUGUACUUUGAAAAUUAAUUAAGUUGCAAUUGUUAAGAAAAAACUUUAAAACAAUUGCUGUUUAAAAAAUAAGUUGCAAACUCAAAAUUUCUUCAACAAAAAAUUGAUGUGAGUUUUUUUGUAUUAAAUAUAUUCCAAAAAAAAAAAAUGUAGUUGUAAAAUAUACAGAUCUUGGUGGCUUAGCGUGUGUUGUACAAUUCUACGACGAAAUGCAAAAAUACAUCAAAUUUAAUAUAUUCAAAAAAAUUUUACGUAAACUUAAUAAAAAUACAAAAUUUGUAAAAAAUGUCUAUCAAGUGCUUUAAAUUUUAUGAAAAUGUGCGCCAAACGAAAUUUUCAAGCAAAAUUAUUUAUACAUAAACUAAUUUUAAAGUUUAUUUUGACUUAAAAACAAGCCAUAUUUGCAUAAUUAAAGCAUAUAAUAAUUAAAUGCUUCAUUAUAAUGGCAUUUUCAUGCAUAAACAACAUAACUAAAUAUUUAUAAAUACAUAAAUGUAACCAAAAAUCCACACAUUUAAGUCUCGCAAAAUGUUUUUUGCAAAGUUGGCAUCAAAAAACAACGAAAUAAACACAAUAAAAUUAAUUUAAAGUUGACUUUGAGCCACAAACAUUGUUAGGCGCAGCAAAAGUAAUAAAUAAAAAAUACAAAAAUUGACAUCCCUGCAAAUAAAAUGCUACUGCUUGGCCUCUUCAGCCACCUGCUAAGCAGUGGCAAGUUCUGGACGACGCGGCGCACAAACGCCAGCCAACACAUGGAUAUACGAUUUGUCUUCGUCAUAUUUUUUCUGCUCAAAUGGUCACAUGCACAAGGUUCACAUCCGCCACGGAUAGUGGAGCAUCCGAUAGAUACGACGGUGCCGCGGCACGAACCGGCGACACUUAAUUGCAAAGCAGAGGGCUCACCAACGCCCACAAUACAGUGGUUUAAGGAUGGUGUGCCGCUGAAGAUACUGCCCGGAUCCCACAGGAUUACGCUGCCGGCAGGUGGCUUAUUUUUUCUCAAGGUUGUAAACUCGCGUCGCGAAACGGAUGCUGGCGUCUACUGGUGUGAGGCGAAAAACGAGUUGGGCGUGGCGAGAAGUCGAAAUGCGACGCUGCAAGUUGCCGUGCUGCGCGACGAAUUCCGUCUGGAGCCGCAGAAUACACGCAUAGCACAGGGUGACACAGCGCUGCUGGAAUGUGCCGCACCACGUGGCAUCCCCGAGCCGGCGGUGUCAUGGAAGAAAGGUGGCCAGAAAUUGGAUUUGGAUAGCACGAAGCGUAUACGCAUCGUCGACGGUGGCAAUUUAGCCAUACAGGAUGCACGUCAAAGUGAUGAGGGUCAAUAUCAAUGCAUUGCCAAGAAUCCUGUGGGCGUACGGGAAUCUGUGUUGGCGACGCUCAAAGUGCAUGUGAAACCAUUUAUCAUACGUGGCCCACAUGAUCAAACGGUGUUGGAGGGCUCAUCGGUGACGUUUCCUUGUCGCGUUGGCGGCGAUCCAAUGCCAGAUGUUUUAUGGUUGCGCACAGCAUCCGGCGGAAAUAUGCCAUUGGAUCGCGUUAGUGUGCUUGAAGAUCGCAGCUUGCGUCUAGAGCGCGUUACAAUUGCGGAUGAAGGUGAAUACAGUUGCGAAGCUGAUAAUGUGGUCGGUGCGAUCUCCGCCAUGGGCACGCUGACCGUGUUUGCACCUCCCAAAUUCAUACAGCGUCCAAUAAGUAAAUCCAUUGAACUGGGCGCCGAUACUUCGUUCGAAUGCCGGGCAAGUGGCAAUCCGCGCCCCACACUCUUCUGGACUAUUAAAAAUAACCGCACAAUCGUAUUUCCGGGCGCGCCACCACUAGAUCGAUUUCAAAGCAUUAACACCGAGGAGGGCCACUCAAUAUUGACGCUGACGAAUUUCCAACGCACCGACCGCGAUUUGGUUGUGGUUUGUAAUGCCAUGAAUGAGGUUGCAACAAUAACGGCACGCGCACAGCUAACACUCGACUCGCAAGAGGACCGCCCACCGCCCAUUAUAAUUGCCGGCCCGGUUAAUCAGACGCUACCCGUCAAAUCAUUAGCCACAUUACAGUGCAAGGCCAUUGGAUUGCCGAAUCCGACUAUUUCCUGGUAUCGCGACGGCAUACCCGUGCAUCCGAAUGCUAAAGUGAACAUCACAGCGGCCGGCGAUUUGAUAAUUUCCGAUUUGGACCGCAAAGAAGAUCAGGGUUUAUACACAUGUGUAGCGAGCAGUCGUACGGGCAAGUCCACAUGGAGCGGUUAUCUGCGCAUCGAAGUGCCCACCAAUCCGAAUAUUAAAUUCUAUCGUGCACCCGAACAAACCAAAUGUCCCAAUGCACCCGGUCAACCCACCAUAUUGAAUGCAUCCGCCAAUGCGCUCACUAUUGUCUGGCCAACUAGCGACAAGGCGGGCGCCUCACCACUACUCGGCUACACGGUCGAGAUGUAUUCAACGAAUAAAAGUAAGACGUGGAUACCGAUAGCGGCACGCUUGACUGAACCCAUUUUCACGGUUGAAGGCCUUAGUGGCGGUGCGGCGUACAUGUUUAUUGUGCGCGCUGAGAAUGCACACGGUUUCUCGCCGCCCAGCCCCAUUUCGGAGCCAAUUACGGCGGGCAAAUUGCUCGGUGCCGGCGACGGUGGCGUUGUUGGUGGUGUCGGCGCAGGCGGUACAGCCACUUCGGAGCUGCUGCUCAAUGAAGCGGAAGCUGUGCUGCAGACCAACGAUUUGGUCGAACUACUCGAGGCCAAUGCCACCGAUGCGACGACGGUGCGACUCGCUUGGGACAUUGACAGCGGUCAGUACAUUGAGGGCUUCUACAUUUACGCGCGUGAACUACACUCGGCCGAAUACAAAAUGAUGACCAUAUUGAAUGCGGGUAGCGGCGCGUCGGCGUGCACUGUCAAUGGACUGGAGAAGGCGAGCAUGUAUGAGUUUUUUCUUGUGCCAUUUUUCAAGAGCAUCGUAGGCAAACCGUCCAAUUCGAAACGUGUGCGCACCAUGGAAGAUGUGCCCGAGUCGCCGCCGCAUGCCAUGGAGGCCAUACAAUUCAAUCGGACAUCGGUGUUCCUCAAAUGGCAGCCGCCCUAUCCGAAUAAGACACGAAAUGGCAUUUUAACCAACUACAAUGUGCUGGUGAAGGGUCUGGACUCGCACAAUACGACACGCAUUUUCAAAAAUAUGACCAUCGAUGCCGGCUCACCGACAUUGCUGUUGGCCAACCUCAGCACCGGCGUUACAUAUUACAUUUCCGUUGCGGCCGCCACCAAGGUGGGUGUGGGCCCAUUCAGCAAGCCGGCUGUGCUGCGCAUGGAUCCACGCACACAAUCGCUCGACACCGGCUACACGAGGUAUCCCAUCAAUCGCGACAUUGCUGAUGAUUUUCUAACACAGACUUGGUUCAUCAUUCUGCUGGGCUCCAUUAUAGCGUUAAUUGUGUUUCUCUUCGGCGCUUUGGUGCUCUUCAAACGCUAUCAAUUCAUUAAGCAAACAUCGUUGGGCAGUUUACAUGGCAAUCACGCAAUCGGUGCGGUGCGCAAAUUUCCUACGCUGCCGUUAAAUGCCAAUGGUGUUUGGAUCGAUCCGACCGGCGGUGUAUGGCGUCAGGCUAGCAAUUGCACAACAAAGGACCAACUUCCGGAUUACGCACAAGUCACCGGGCAGCAAACGUUGCCAUUACCCGAUUAUGAACGGCUGACACCGCUCAACAUGCCCGAUUAUGCUGAGGUUGCAUGUUCAACAUUCAAAACGCCCAACGGCCCACUGGGGCACGUAACGCCAAACGGAAAUGCACAUGCCAUAUUGCAGCAAACAUCCGGUGGCAAUGCUGGUGGUGUUGGUGGGAACAAUGUGCCAGCCAUCGGUGGCAUACACAAUGGCAAUGCGCUCUAUGAUAGCUGCGGCGCGUAUGCAACAACGAAUUUGGUGGCGAAUGCCAAACUCUAUCAGAAUCGCUAUGCCACAACCGCGAAAACAACAGCCGCUAUGUCAGCUUCAACGGGCAAUGCCGCCGCCGCCGCCAACGGUAAGGCAAUGCGCCAAUUGAGCAAUGCCAACGGCAACAAUAACAACAGUAGUCCGGCGCAUAAUAAACACGAUGACUAUCGCGCCGCUGGCAUGUACUCGGCGCCACCCAGCGCGCACUAUGCCGGCCUCAUCGAUUUGGCCGCGUCGAAUCCCUUCAAUGACAAAAUGACCGCCUCCACCGCGUCUACGGCGAUUUUGAGCGCCUCACCAGCGAAAAGCGCAAGCCAUAAGAAAACCGACGCGAAGAGUUUGUACGGUGGCAGUCAGCAAAAAAUCAAUAUUACCGAAAAUAAACUGGAUCUCAUGAGCAACAUCAGCCGCAUUUCGCCCACACCGACCAACGGCUCGUCCGGUUCAUCUGCCGCCACCGCGUCCAGCUCCGCGGGUAGUGAUAGCAUGAGCGCAACAACAAAUGCGCUUAUGCCGCGCAUGAAUCCCUUCAACACUGGCAACAUGAGCGCCAACACCAGCAGUGGCAAUGCUAAUCAACGACAACUACAACAACAGCAAUUGCUUGCCGCCAGUAAUGCGUUGCGGCAGGGACUUGGCGCCUUUGCCAGCACCACUUUGGCCGCGCAGAUGGUAACCGGCGGUGGCGCGGGCACGUUGCGUCGCCAGCGUCAUCCGAAAAUAUUCAAAAGCGAAAACAACAUUAACUUUGGCAAUCUAUAUGGCAGCGGCAAUAAUGCAACUGCCAGCAAUAAUAAAUCACAAUUGCUCAUUAACCACAUCGGUGGCGGCGGUGGCGCUGGCAAUGCACUUACACUUAGCGCCGCCACAAAUAGCAGCAGCGCCGCGCAUUUUGACUUCCUCACAGGCGGCGAAGAUGGCGCGCUAAGCGGUGGUGGCUGCGGCGGCGGCGGCGCGGCACUAACUAAUGCGAUCAACGAGGCGGCUAGCGACUUUGGCGCCGCGCUUAGCACAUCAACGAAUCAACUGCUCAAUGAUUGGGCUUCCAGCGCCAGCGUCGCGGCUGAGCAGCAAACCAACACACAUGCACCGGCGUUCACGCAAUCGCCAGCGCAUCACCAGCAAACAGCCCACCACCAACCACCGACGAAUCAACAGCCACACCAACAACAAAACUACAAUCACAGCUUUGGCAGCAAACAGCCGAGUAAGCAGCAUUUGUACGUGAAGGCGAAGGACGGCUCGUGGUCCACCGUCUCUUCGGAUGCAUAUCAAUCCUACAAGCAGCAGCAGCAACAAGCGCUGACACAAGGUGAUAAGCCACAACAACAGCAACAGCAGUCGCUAGCAACAGCAAGUCAUAGCAGUAAUUUUAAUGCCAGCAAUAAUAGUUGCAUUAGUAGUAGCAGUAACGGUAGUAGUAGUAUUAAUAGUAGUAGUAAUAUUGCGGGCGCCGCUCAGAAGAGCUUUGAUAGCUGCUUAAAUGAAUUCAACGCGUCGCUGCAGAAGGUCAGCGCUAGCGCUAAUAAUAGUAGUUGUAAUUACAGUAAUAUGCCCGCCACCCAACACACACCCACCCAUACACAGCAGGCCACAGCGCAAUCACAGCCAACAACAACAGCAACAGGGAAGUAUUUUACGAGCUACGGCAGCAGCGAUAAGGUGUAAAUCAUGAGGCGUUUACGCGCUUUCGGUUCGCUGCAUUUCCACAUUCCUUUCUCUCGAGUUCAAGAGCCGAAUUUGUAGGUGGCGCUCGCUUUCCUAAUUACAAAGCGCAUUAAUGUGUGUCAUUAUCGCGGCGCGCACUCGGAGAUUUAAGUGCGCAAAGCUGGCCAGCGACAAUGGGCGGUGUGUGUUAGACCAAAAAUUAGUGGCCGGCGCUGUAGUUAAGCGCAAGCUGAGGCGUUAAAUAUUAUAUAUAAUGUAAUCAGUUAGAUAAAAAUUAAAGAGAACCCCUGAAAUGAGGUGAAAUGAGUGUAGUUGUUGGUGUUUUGGUGCAUAAGUUUGGCGGAAACGGACAUUAAAUGCAGCAAGCCAUUGUAAAACGAAUAUUUGUCGCGUGCAAAUUAUAGCAAAAUAUGAAGCGUACUUAAAUUGUUACGAUCCUUAAGGUAGUGAAGCUAGUUAAACGAUAUCACGAAAUAAAAUAGCAAAAAAAUAUUAAAAAAAUGCACGAAAAUUCGAAAAUCCUACACGAGUAAUAAAUAUAAAUAGCAAAAAUAAAUCCAUAUUAGAAAUAGAUUCUUUCAUAACACAUAUAUCCGUGGAAUACUGUAGUUAUAUGUGGGAGAAAAUGCACUAGUUCUCAAUUAACCCGCCUGAACCGCAAUGAAUACUUUAACACGUUCGCAUUCGUGCUCUUUCCCGUUUAAAGUUCAAAGUUCCUGUUUAGUCUACAUAAAUUUUCUAUAGCAUAAUUCCAAACAGUACGCAGUAAUAUGAAAAAUAUCAGCGGUACCCGUAAUUUUGUUUUCAGCACAUUAUUCCAUGAAUUUUUAGAUGAGAAUAAUAUCAAUCGGUGUUUCCAACCCUUUUUCUGAGCAAAAAUCGCACAAUGUAAUCGACGAACCCCAAAAAAAUGGGUUAAAUAGUUUGAAUAUGGUGACACACCGGUGCCCUGAAAGCCACUACCACAGAAAAUGGCGAGACAAGUAUGACGCAUUGGCCGACCGUAAAUUGAAGAUCCGCGAAUAGCUGAUAGGGCAGCUAGCUAA